Habropoda laboriosa is the source of this 2004-nucleotide messenger RNA. RefSeq names its product F-box only protein 28 (gene dmpd). NCBI's taxonomy places the organism in Eukaryota, Metazoa, Arthropoda, Insecta, Hymenoptera, Apidae. Gene Ontology annotation, molecular function: transcription coactivator activity; protein binding. The record is from RefSeq and is a predicted model, not a curated record. The transcript is spliced from 6 exons. Gene Ontology annotation, biological process: positive regulation of DNA-templated transcription. Gene Ontology annotation, cellular component: nucleus. Bases 58 to 1503 code for a protein of 481 amino acids.
UUUUCGUCAUUUAGCAGGGGGUUUUUGGUGAAGCUGAUCAUCUAAAGUACUAAAAAUAUGGUAUCGACUCGUCAGUCAAGUAGUAUGGGAGGAAGUAAUGGGAGUGGGCCAGUUGCUGAAGUUACAGAUGUGAGUUCAUCCAGAAGACAUCAGUCUGUAGCAAUGGCCAGCUCUUAUAAUGGAGCAUCCGUUUCGGAUCCACCUCCUUAUAGUAAUUUGAACCUCCUUAACUUACCAGUUGAAAUUCUUGAAAAGAUUUUUAGCUAUUUGGAUUAUAAUACAGUGGCUCAUUUACGUCCAGUAUGUCACCAGAUGGAUCAUGUUUGUGGAUCAAUUUUAAAUUCUACAUUUCAGAAGCUUCAAGCACAAAUGUUGAGUCGUUUUCAGGCAAUCAAAGCACAGAUGCCAAGACGUGAAUCUGCACGUAGAAAUCAUCCAUUAGCUUGUGAAUCAGAUAUCAUUGAAACCCUUCAUAUGCGUCUUACAUUGCUUCAGAUGAGUUUUGGCAAACAUAUUGAGCGUAAACAUUGUUGUUUUUUUCCUGGAGAGAUUUUAGAUGAGGUUUAUCGUAUUUUGCAUUAUAUAAAAGUAACUCCAAAAUUAGCCAGACCAUACAAAGUUACAGAUGAAUUAUUUGAUUUAAGUACUAUGGCUAUGGAGUACUUUAAGGAACGUAUUGAACCAACAUUACCAGAAAUACCUUAUUUUGGAGCUGAUUUCCUAGAUCUUGCUGGGACAUUCUCCUCUUCUAGUAAUGUGAGCAAGCCAUUCAUGUGCCUGGAUUCUACACCCUUAACUGUUGGAAGUGGUAAAUCAGGAAGCAAUAGUGGAGAAGAAGGGUCCCCACCUCAUUCGUCGGAAGAUCCUGGUCUCUUGGAAUCCACUGUGUCACCGCCACAAUCAAAUAUGGUGUUACGGAAACGAAUUCGUAAAAUUAAGCAAGGCAUGAAGCGAUAUAAUAGUCAGUUAACGUUAAUGCGUAGAGAUUUGAGGAGUUGCAAAACCAAGAUAGCAGAACAACAGAAACAGAUUGUUGAAUAUGCUACUCGUCUUGAUGAGAACGACAAGAAGAACGAGGAGACUUCUCGUAAAUUUAGCACACUCCUACAGGAAUUGAACAAGUGUAAAACAGAGCUUCAGUAUUGGCGAUCUAAAUCUCCGGCGAUACCAGUGUGUGUAGUCUGUGGUCAAUCUAUGUUGGUACCAACGGAAGAUCUACAGCCUCUAACGAAUCAAGGUAUAAUGCCAGAAACGAUUGAUGAAGGAUUGGACUUCAUUCCUAUAGCGGACGCGCAGAGUCCUACCGAAGUAGCUCCACAACCAAUAAUUACACAACAGCCUUCAUCGCCGCCACCACCGAUAGUGGAAAUGGCACCUCCAAAGGCUCCUGUGCCUUCAUUAUCUUCAAAACGGAAAUCGAACGCAGAGGAAGCACCGAGCGACUCCGGAAAGAAACCUCGUCGUACUGCCAAGUCACGUCAGGUUAAACGCUCGAAGAUAUAAAUCGAUUCUGAUCAUGGUACAAAAAUAUCUGUCUAACAUCUUUACUGGGUUCUUGAAAGAGGUCUUUCUAUUUGAAGUAUCGUGUUCCUUUACGCCAGCGAGCGAAUGAUCUUAGAAAAGUACAAAAUUCUUUCCUGAACGUCCUGCAUUUCGCGCAACGAACCUCGUUUUGAAAAAUUCUAGCCAUGUUGGUUACCGCGCGAAGGGAAUUGACGCGAUUGAUUUUCCUAUUUUAUUACGGACGGAUUUGUCAUACACAGUGACAUCUACAAAUAUUCUAAAUGAUAGCUGAUCAUUCGUGUCGUUCGUAAAGCAACAAAAAGAGCUACUUUUUUCAGACCCUUUUAAUUAUUAUUAUUGUCGUGAUGGUAUACACAAGGAGAACGGAAGGAAUGAAUUUUGUAUGAAAUGUUUAUUUUACAACAAUAUCACGCUAAUAGAGCAGAUUAAAUGUCAUAAGGGUGAUGAACAAGAAUUCACCUUCUGUAUUCCUUGAACAUA